This is a messenger RNA of Lathyrus oleraceus (garden pea), 969 nucleotides long. RefSeq lists its product as uncharacterized. Lineage: Eukaryota; Viridiplantae; Streptophyta; Magnoliopsida; Fabales; Fabaceae. The record is from RefSeq and is a predicted model, not a curated record. The coding region runs from base 131 to 811 and encodes 226 amino acids. The transcript has 3 exons. Gene Ontology annotation, cellular component: nucleoplasm; mitochondrion. Gene Ontology annotation, molecular function: cadherin binding.
UUUAGUUAUUAUUUAUCUUCUACAAUUCAUCGAAGCAUAAUAUUAUUACUAUUAAUAUUGAAACUAACAAUUGAAUCUAAAAGAAGUGAAUGAAUGAAUGAAUUGGAAGUGCAUUGAUUAGGGUUUGAGAAUGGGUCGAAGCUUGUCACGUUCGCCACCUCCAUACAGAAGAAGACACUCCCGAUCUCGAUCUCCGUCUCCAUCUCAUCGCCGAAACCGACGCCACCGUAGACACAGAAGCAGAACCUCUUCUUCACCCUCUCCUCCACCCAGAUCACGCACUCCCUCUCUUAGACACAAAAAACACCAUCCUCCAACCCUAAACAACAAAAGUAACAAGGCUCCACUUGAGGAGGAUUUGGAACUGUUGGAAGAAGAUACUGCAAGAAGAAUAGAAGAAGCUGUUCGAAGAAAUGUGGAGGAGAGGCUUAAGUCUGAGGAAGUCAAGUUAGAAAUAGAAAGGCGCAUAGCAGAGGGAUUGAAGAAGAAGUUUGAUGAUGUUGAAAUUCAACUUCAAAAAGAAAAGCAGGAAAUGCUUGCUGAAGCUAGAAGAAAAGAUGCACAAGCUCGAAAAGAGAGAGAAGAGCUGGAUAAGAUGCUUGAAGAGAAUAGGAGGAGAGUGGAAGAGUCUCAGAGAAGAGAAGCUCUAGAGCUACAACGGAAGGAAGAGGAACGACAAAGGGAAUUAGAGAUGAUUCGGAGACAGAAAGAAGAGUCUGCUCGGAGAAAGAAACUCGAGGAGGAAGAGCAUGCUUAUCAAAACAAUUCUAUGGGCAGGAACAAAUCUAGGGCUAACUCUUAUGGUUUGUAAUUACUAUUAGGCAAUGUCAUUCUAUACCCCCAAACUUAUCUUUACGAAUGUACCUUUGUUAGGAAACCGUGAUAUUGAAUGAAAAAUUUGAUACUCCUACAGUUGAGCUUGCAAGUUUGAUUACAAUUGACAAGAUCAAAGAAAUUUUUUGAAUGUUA